Molecule: messenger RNA, 615 nt
Organism: Penicillium brevicompactum
Lineage: Eukaryota; Fungi; Ascomycota; Eurotiomycetes; Eurotiales; Aspergillaceae
Product: adenine phosphoribosyltransferase APT1
Exons: 2
Coding region: 1-615 (204 amino acids)
Biological process (GO): AMP salvage; adenine salvage
Cellular component (GO): cytoplasm
Molecular function (GO): adenine phosphoribosyltransferase activity; adenine binding; AMP binding
Source: RefSeq, a predicted model, not a curated record
AUGUCCUCCUCCACCCUUCCCGAUGCCUCCCAAGUCGGACUCCCCUCCACCGAUGCCUCCCGCGCCGCCGAACUCGCCAGUCUUAAGGUAAAGCUGCGCGCUGGCCUGCGCCAGUUCCCGGACUUCCCCUCUCCGGGAAUCUUGUUCGAGGAUAUCAUGCCUAUCUUCGCCGACUACACCCUGCACGAAGCCCUCAUCCGCUCUCUGGAGCUCCACAUCCUCGAGAACCACGGCGGCGAGAAGCCCGAUGUGAUCGUCGGUCUCGAAGCCCGUGGUUUCCUCAUGGGCCCCAGCUUGGCUCUGCGUCUCGGUGCCAGCUUCGUUCCCGUGCGCAAGCAGGGCAAGCUCCCCGGUCCCUGUGACACUGUUGCCUACGAGAAGGAGUACGGCAAGGAUUUCUUCCAGAUGCAGAGUGAUGCCAUCAAGCCCGGCCAGAAGGUCCUGGUCAUCGACGACAUCAUUGCUACCGGUGGCUCUGCCUACGCUGGUGGUGAGCUGAUCCAGAAGAUGGGCGGCAAGCUCAUGGGCUUCAUCUUCCUCCUCGAGCUCGAGUUCCUUCACGGCCGCGACAAGCUCUCCGCCCCGGUCUACACCCUCCUCUCUGGCCAGGCUUAA